Molecule: messenger RNA, 3682 nt
Organism: Pseudomassariella vexata
Lineage: Eukaryota; Fungi; Ascomycota; Sordariomycetes; Amphisphaeriales; Pseudomassariaceae
Exons: 3
Coding region: 168-3242 (1024 amino acids)
Source: RefSeq, a predicted model, not a curated record
ACUCUCUCGCCACAACAACAUCAAAUAGCAUCAACUCCGCACAUUUUGUCAUUCCCCAGCUACUCUGUGGCUUUCAUCACAUCUGCUUUUUCCAUCAACAUCCCCUGCCCUGCAAAAUCUUCCUGACACCCGUCUCACCUACAUGACGCUUCCAGAGGUCAUUCAGCAUGGAUGAUCAGCCCCAAGCAGCUGAUUCACCUACUCCCAGUCCUGUUAGAGGAAGAGGUUUCGGCAGAGGCAAGAUCCUUGCUGCUCGAGGCUUGAGCAAAAGAAUGGCUCGCAAGCCCGCUCCCAAACGCGGUGGGCGCGGCAAAGGCCGCGGUCGUCAUAAGACUUAUGAUGAUCUGCGUGUCCAGGCCGCAUACGAGCGUCAGAAGGAGCUGCGAGACCUCUACUCAGAAGUCACCUCCGCUGCAAAGCCAGCUCUGGAAAAGCUCGCGGAAUACAGUAUUAACCAAAUGAUUGAGGAUCCUACUCAUCACGAGGAGGUUGCCGAAUUCAAAGAGGUUCAGCAACAAUUGGACGAAAGACUCCAGCGUACCAUCAACGACGCAAACUCAGUCCUCUCCAAAGAAAUUGCCAUAACGGAGAAUCAGCGCCACCUAGACCUCUCUUUCACCGAGAAUUCAUACCACGACGGGUUCAAUUACGUGACAGAAGACUUCUACGCUGGGGCUCUCAACCGCACCAGCAUCCUUGCCGAACUCCGCCGUGAAUGUGUAGGUGUCGAUAUACCCGAUUGUAGGUAUUGGUAUGUCGAGCAGCCUGAUGAAGUCGCCACGAGCCAGGGUCCCCACGUUGUGUUUCGUAACGGCGUGGAAGUGCCUGAACCGAGCCGCCUUCCGGACUAUAAGACUUCCAACAUCCGAACCCAGGUCCGAAAGCCCAGAACUGGUCCCAAACGUAAGACAGACGAUCUACCAGAUGGUCAGCUGGAUUCCAAGAAGCAUACAGCCGCUGGCUCUGCACUUGGACAAGGCAGUAGACUCGGUCUUGCCCGUGAUGAUGUUGACAUUAAGGGUGACGGCGCAUUAACUCCUCGGCCUCGUCACAUCGGCGGUCUUCUCUCCGCGGAGACCGAGCUUGACGCUGAACGCGAGUCGAAUGCUCCGUCGCCUUCGCCCGCCGAGGAGGACCAGUCACCGGAAUCCGACCAGAAGCGCGAGUCCGUCUCCAAGAAGGACUUGCCCGACCUACCUGCUGGAGCUUCGGAGCCUGACGCGCAUGGUGUAAGAACCGUCUCCAAGCGUGGUCCCAAGGCCAACAACCGCAUCAUUGUCCCGCCCCAGUUUGAGUUCGACGAUGAGGAUAUCGGGUUCCGCGAUUCAACCAAUGAUUCGAGUAGGAAGGCGACGAAAACAACAAGAGGGAAGUUGCUCAACAAGCCAAAUUCACGCAGCUGGCAUCUCGAUGCCACCAUUGCCUACUAUAAUGUCUUCGAUUAUGAAGAGGGCGACCUUGAUCCGGAUAUCGUCAAGAAGCACAACCUUCAUCCGCAGUACGGAUUCUUCCUUCCGGAUUCCGUCAACGAGUCUGAAACUGCCAAGGACCUUGUCGACGGUACGAGGCCUAUCGUCGUUGUCACGCCAAACGGUAGCACUCUUAUGGCAUCUCGCUCAGUCAGAGCUAAGGUAAUGGACGAAGCUCUCGAGUGCGAUUCCAAGAAGGAGCAGCUGGCCUGUAUCCUCGAGCAAUUCACAGACAUGACACAUAUUUCUGUCGACGAAAUCACCACAGAGGAAAUGCGCGAUAGGGAACGCGCUAUUGAGAAACUUGCUACCGAGCCAUUGGAGGAAGAGCCUUCGGCAGUAUACACACCCUCAACAGAGGGUUCCGACUGGAAGGCCGCCUUGAUCGCACCUGCUAACAUCAGUUCCCGUGAGGACGAGAUUAUUGCGGCGGAUAACAUGUCCAGUAUACUCAAGGCCGCUGCGGCUAUCGACGCCGAGCCGGUAGAAGCAGCCGUAGCAGAUCGCCCGCAGCCGCCUGUCUCUAGCCAACGGGCGUCGCGGCCCUACGACGCUGUGCGGGAUGUCUUUGCCUCGCAUCCUUCCCCCACGCCUAGCUCUUCGACCCCAGCGCCUCCCCACGUCGUCGACACCAUAGGGCUUUCUGUACUCGCUGACGUAUCCGAAACACACGAUUUAUUUCGGAGCCAUGUCGGAAGCCAGAUUGAGAGCAGCUACACAGAACCGGCGUCGAUGAUAGACCCACGACUACUGGGUGGUGCUCAACAAGGACCUGCUGCUGCCGCGCCGUCUAACAACGCCUUCUUACAGACAGCACUCAACCACCCCGGUCAGGCCUCCUUUGCACACAUUGCGCCGGCACCUCCCGCCAAUGCCGAUACCCGCCCCCAAACACCAGGAGCCCGUGUUCCAUUCACAGUACAGGGCAAUUCCAAGGAUAAUCAACUGCUGCCGCCCUUGCGGCCUUCGUCUGGAAGGCGAGAUAAGGCCCCUUCGAUGGAGGUAUCGCAAGGUCCGCCUGGACCACCACCACAACAUGCACAGCAACAGCCUCCUCCUGCCCCGCCCGCUUCUGUUCCACCUCAGGAAUUUGGUUCACCUCGAGGCAUGCUGCAGACGAACACAGGCAGUUUCUAUCCUCCUGCUCCGCACCGUCCCUUUCACCAGAGCUACUCCGUCCAUGAACAAGGCCCUAUGAUGCCGAUGUCGAUGCAACAGGGGUCCCAAAUACCACAGGUUCCUCACAUGCAACCGCUUCCCUCAAUGCAACAAGGUCCUCCAGUGCAACAGGGACCUCCUAUGUCUGGCCCAGGUCCAGUCAUGAUGCAUAACCCGCCUACCCCGUCUCUGACUCCUUAUCCAGCACUCUCACCCCCGAUGCAAACUCAACCACAGCUGGCACCAAUGCCUCCACAGAUGGGUCCGUCGCCUCCGCUUCCUUCUCAGGGGCCUCCAUCUGUAGCACUAUCACCUCCUGCCCACACCCCUCGACACAGAGCUUCGAUUCCGUCCAACGGUCAGAACUCGGGUAAAUACCGCAAGAUUGCCGCGGCGCCGAUUCCUCACAACCGACCAUGGCCAUCCAACGGAGGGUCAGAACUGCGCCUCUCAAACUAUGAUCCCAAGGGAGCUAUCAAGGACUAUGUGGCGAGUGAGCCUGCUCCGCGUAGUGGCCCUACCACGAUCAGGGGUUGGUCAGUCAACAACGUAAACAAGGGUCGGAAUAGGGCCAAGAAGGAGGGCUCGGCUGAGGAGACAGAAUCCCCCAAGUAGGCUCACGUUCCUGGACAUGGACCAAAUGAUAGGCCCAAAUCAGUUUCAACCUUGGGCAACUCUGUUUUCACAUGUCGUGAUUCAGCCCCUAAUAAGAAUUGAGUAGUCAAAUUCAGAUCGACCCAAAUACCUAUAAUUGCCCCUUCCUCAGCAAUUUUACCCAGCGUUUCUUACACAUUUGGCAUCAUCCUGUUGCCUCUUUGAGACACUGGUAUGUGCUGGACUUCACUCAGCUCAAAAAAAGGCAUUGCAUGGAUGGAUGGAGGAGGGCGUCGGAGGUUCAUUUGCCAUAUUAUUUGAUUUUAGUUUGUUUGAAUAAAGUGGCAUCACACAGCGAACCGGCACUUGGAUGGAUGAGAGUUUUCUCAACAUCAAUUAGAUAGAUGCAGUCUUAUACUGCCACAGAACUUUUGAUUUAAUACACACACACACAUACACAC